Molecule: messenger RNA, 1741 nt
Organism: Synchiropus splendidus (mandarinfish)
Lineage: Eukaryota; Metazoa; Chordata; Actinopteri; Syngnathiformes; Callionymidae
Product: alpha-N-acetylgalactosaminidase-like
Exons: 9
Coding region: 160-1428 (422 amino acids)
Biological process (GO): glycosylceramide catabolic process; glycoside catabolic process; oligosaccharide metabolic process
Cellular component (GO): cytoplasm
Molecular function (GO): alpha-galactosidase activity
Source: RefSeq, a predicted model, not a curated record
CUAUGAAGAACAGAAAACAGUGCUUUUCGACCCAACUUUGAAAGUAGAGUUGUUUCUCCAAAAAAUAUUCGCGUCAAAUUUAUUGGACUGUCUUGUUGCGGAAGUGUUCGCUGUUCAAACAGACGCUGUUGAGAACUUUUAGUGGAAGACAACGGAGAGAUGACUUCAUCAGUGGUGACUCUCCUCAUGGGCCUGGUGUCGCUGACCAUUUCACUGGAUAAUGGUUUGCUGAAAACUCCACCGAUGGGAUGGAUGGCCUGGGAGCGGUUUCGCUGUGAUAUAGACUGCAAAGAGGACCCAAAGAACUGCAUUAGCGAGAACUUGUUCAGAGACAUGGCAGACCGGUUGGCGGAGGAUGGCUGGAGAGAACUGGGCUACGAGUAUGUGAUGAUCGAUGACUGCUGGAUGUCUAUGCAGAGAGACGAACAAGGGCGACUCAAGCCAGAUCCUUCAAGGUUUCCAGGAGGAAUUGCUACGUUGGCACGUUAUCUCCAUGAUCGCGGCCUGAAGCUAGGUAUCUACGCAGACAUGGGGUCUGCAACCUGCAUGGGCUACCCUGGGACCACGCUGGAGAGAAUCCAGACCGAUGCUCAGACCUUUGCUAGCUGGGGUGUGGACUACUUGAAGUUUGAUGGAUGCAACUCCAAUGCUGCAGAACAAAUGCUGGGUUACCCUCUGAUGUCCAGGGCAUUGAACGCUACUGGCAGAGCCAUUGCCUACUCCUGCAGUUGGCCUGCUUAUCUAGGCGGGCUUCCACCGAGUGUGAACUAUACUUUACUGGGCCAAAUCUGUAACCUGUGGAGAAAUUACGACGACAUUCAGGACUCCUGGGACAGUGUGGUGGACAUCAUUGACUGGUUUUCCAAAAACCAGGACAUCCUGCAGCCAGCUGCGGGAGCUGGCCAGUGGAAUGACCCUGACAUGCUCAUCAUUGGAAACUUUGGCCUGAGCUUGGACCAGGCUCGCUCUCAGAUGGCCUUGUGGGCAGUCAUGGCUGCCCCACUCAUCAUGUCCAACGACCUCCGAAGCCUAGACAACAGUGUGCGGGCCAUCCUGCAAAACAAAGUUGCCAUUGCAAUCAAUCAGGACCCCAUGGGUGUUCAGGGCAGGCGCUUACUGCAGGAGAAGAGCCAGAUCGAGGUCUACUGGAGACCCUUGGCAGGCUCGGCCAGUGCACUUGUGUUCCUGAGUCGCCGUACAGACAUGCCAUUCCUCUAUCGAACCUCAUUGGGUAAACUCAACUAUGAUGCAGGCGACUAUGAGGCAUAUGAUGUGUUCAGUGGGGCCCUAGUCAAAGGCAUAAACACCACAACUGCGUUGACCAUCUCUGUCAAUCCAUCUGGUGUGGUCAUGUGGUACGUCUAUCCCAAACUGCAGAGGGCACAGCAUCAAUGGACUUCCUCCGCUGCCCAUCACACCGUCUUGUGAGGCUUGAAAGAAAAAAAGGUUAUGAUUGGCUUUUAUGUUAAAUUCCUGGUUUUUGUUUACACACUUGGAACUUGAUCUCAACUGCUAUCAAUUGUUAUGCACACAGAUAUAAACAAAACACUGUAGCUCACGUAAUUUCCUUGGCUAUUAAGGAGUCUGAUUUCAAACAAAUGUUCAAGAUGUGUUCAGAUUUUAGUCCUCUGGACUCUCUGUGGUAAAGGAGGAGUUGCAGUGCAUGCUCCUGUUCUGAAGAUCGCCUACUGUGUGUAAUGUUGUAAAAAUAAUGUUUAUAUUUCUCUGAGGGAAUAAAGUG